GGGUUUUCACAAAAAUGGAGAUGUGUCCAAACAAAAAAAAAUGUUCUUCAAAAUGUGAUGUUUGGUUAUUUAGAUUAGGGUUUUUCACGCAAAAUGGAGAUGUGCCAGAAGAAAAAGAAAAAAAAAAAAGAAAAAUUCGCUCAUGGAAUCAUAGGUAAAUUAAGACAGGAGACAAGCCCACGUCAUCGAAAAUUAGUCCAAGAUUUUUUUCUCUUUUAUUUUAUUUUUGAAGCAGACUGAAGUAUGUUUUCAUCUCUCUUCCGAAAACCCCAAGGAAUUUUGUUCAAGAGAGGCAAAGUUGAAUCAUCAAAAGCUUCUUCUUCUUCAAAAGCAAUAGUUUGCAUCAACUAGAAAACUACACAAGAACUGCAAGCGUAACACAGCUUACAUUGGGCAGCAACACAAAGGCUCUCAACUGAACAAAUGAAUGUUCCUGCCAAAAUUGCUGAAAAAGUACCCAUUUUGGGUGCUCGAUUAACACACCCUUCUAUUAACAGAGGACUACCCAAGUUGAGAUUUCUCAGUUCUCAGCAUCAAAUUAGGGGUUCUGUGUUGGGUCUUUCAACAACAAUGGAGGCUCCGGAUUUGAAAGGGCGUGGUUUAGGUUUAGAGAAUAGAAUAACAAGGGCAGCUCUUCUUGCAACAGAAGUCUAUGUUAAUGAAGCUAUUCAAGCUAUCAAACAAGGAAAAGUUAUUGCUGUGCCUACUGAUACUCUUUAUGGAUUCGCUUGUGAUGCCUGUUCAGCAGAAGCAGUUCAUAGGAUUUAUGAGAUUAAAGGGCGUAAACAAACAAGUCCUUUAGCUAUUUCUGUUGGGGAUGUUAAAGACAUCGAGAGGUUUGCUUGUACAGAUCAUUUGCCUAAGGAUUUGCUUGAUAGUCUUCUCCCUGGACCUGUCACUGUUGUGCUAAUGCGAGGUGAGUCUAGUAUACUUGAGAAAUCUUUGAAUCCAGGAUUAGACAGCAUAGGAAUUCGUGUACCAGAUUCAGAAUUUAUUCGGAUGAUUGCACGUGGUUCUGGAAGUGCACUUGCCCUUACCAGCGCAAACUUAAGUGGGCAACCAAGCAGUGUAUGCAUCAAAGACUUUGAGAACCUGUGGGAGCACUGCAAGUAUGUGAUUGAUGGUGGUUUGCUUCCUUCAGGACGUGCCGGAUCAACCGUGGUUGACCUCACAAGGCAAGGAAAUUACAAAAUCCUAAGACCUGGAAGUGCCAUGGAAGAGACAGUAGCAAUCCUUCAGAGACACUCCCUACGAGAGGACGAACGAUGAUGCAAAAACUCUACAAUGAGGGUGAUUGUCACAUUGUAAAGUAAUUUCUUCUUUUUAGACAAGUGGUGUAACAUCGUAUCGUCUGAGUAGGGGAAAUCCAUUUGUCAGAUUUCACUCCUCAAAGAAACGAAAUUGUAUCAAAUGAUAGCUACUGUUACUUUGUCUAUUGAGUUGGAUAAAUUUUAUAUGGUGAUAAAAACUGUUAGCAUGGAUUCAACAUAUGGUAAGGUAAAGAAAGCUGUUCUUUGCAUUA
Molecule: messenger RNA, 1522 nt
Organism: Papaver somniferum (opium poppy)
Lineage: Eukaryota; Viridiplantae; Streptophyta; Magnoliopsida; Ranunculales; Papaveraceae
Product: yrdC domain-containing protein, mitochondrial-like
Exons: 7
Coding region: 424-1269 (281 amino acids)
Biological process (GO): regulation of translational fidelity
Cellular component (GO): cytoplasm
Molecular function (GO): tRNA binding; nucleotidyltransferase activity; double-stranded RNA binding
Source: RefSeq, a predicted model, not a curated record